AUGGCGCAAGCAAAGAUGCCCGACGCGGCGGAGCUGGUGCGCAAGGUUUACUGGCAAUUUCCGCCAGAUUCGCACGACAAGACUGGAGAACUUCUUAUGACUAAGGACUACCAUGGACUCUUCAGUCAUCUUGAGGAUCUCAUAUCGUCCCGUGUGCUGGACGACGUCUUGAAGGGAAACGACGGCUUCAGAAGCCUAAUGGGCGAGGUAUACGGCCCCCGCUACCCCUGGCUCAAGUACGCGGACCUGGGCGCAGCCCUCUGGGAGGAAGAACAGGAUCGCGAGGAGGAGUUCAUUCGGCAAGAAGUCCGGAGGCUGGGCCCAGCGCAACUCGCGGCCACCAUGGCCGACUACGACCACGACCACGAGGCGGUGAGACUCGCCCUGGGCCAAAAGAUGGACAAUCGUAGCAGCUUCCUCCCCCAACCGUCCAAGGACCACGAGGUCCCCCUUGCGCCAACCGCCGGCGGUCCAGCCCCGAGAGAGCCGUUUCCGACCGAGUGGACGUACCGUCCUACCCCUGAAGGCACCGAGCCGACAUAUGAUCCCAAAACCACCUGGAAGCAUUUCGUCGUCGGGAAUCGUCCAAGCCAGGACGACAUUGGGGCGGAGACGACCUCCUCGCACGUUCUUGCGAAGCACACUGUGGCACAGCUGGAUUCCGAGAAAGAGAACGAGAACGAGGCCGACAAGGCGGACGAGGACGAUGGUAUACCCAAGGACUGGAAUAGCCUCCCCAAACAUCGAGACUGGAAUCCGAACCGGUUCACGACCCUCGACAAAAUCCUGGCACCCCUCCCCGGAGGGAAGCCGAAGACCAAGGCUCGGCUAGACUGGGAGGCAGAGAAGAUGCUGGAGGAACUCUGCUUGCUCAUGAAGGAUAUCGGUUUGGAUUCUGGGAAGCUAAAGUCGAGCCACGUCGAUAAGAUGCUGCCGGAGAUGAGAAAGAUGGCGGAGGUGAGACACCCAAUGGUCAGGGGUAAGGAGCCGGUGCAGCAGUCCAAGGCGGCGGAGGGGUCGUCGCCGCAUCCGGAAGAGCCGCACACAAAGGCCGUUUACGCAAAAGCCCUUUUGCGGAGGUUCGGUAUACGCAAGACGAUACUCGACAUAAGUUCCAAGGAGACAACCCCUGGGAAUCAAGGCGAUGUCGAGAUGGAUGAUACCGGUCACCAUGGGACGGGGGACGCCCCUGGGCACGUCGACGACGUGGAGAUGAUCGAUGCCAAUGUACCCAGCAGCACCGAGCUCCCUGGUCCUACCGCGCCGGAGCUGUACGACGAGAACUGGCUCAUCAACUGGCUCAAGGACAAGGGCGAGGCGAAGUCGCAAGAUUUGAAGAUGAUGGAAUACCGCGGAUGGCGCAUCCACUCGCCCAAGAUCCAACUCAUCCGCAUCAAAAACUUCCUUGCCGACGAGGACAUCGACCGUACGCUGGGGUGGAAGGGCCAUUUCGCCGAGAUUGCCGUUUACCUCCAGCACCUCCUGAGUGUAUAUAAGGAUGAGGACUGGGGCUGGGACCUCAAGGAGGCCACCCUGAUGCUGCGCACCCACUGGCUGUACGAGCAGCACCACUACGGCGUGAGAAAGCUGAACCUCGGUUUUUCGGAGCCGGUCGUGUUUCCCCAGCGCCUCAAAGCCCCGACGUCGGUCCCUCCUGUUGCCGUCGCCGAUAUCACCAGUGGAGACGUCCAAGGAAACGCCCGACCGAAGCCUCGCUAUCUGCUUCAUCGCAAUCCAGAGUCGGUCCACGACGUGGACUACCAGGUUCCUGCCAACAUUUUGCAUUCCCACUUCUACUUGUGGUAUCGCCAGGACGACACCCGGCUCUGGGACAUCGACGUUGACGACCCGCUCGACCCCAAACCCGAACUCGUCGGCUCGGGCCAGCGAGGCUGGACCUACCGCUAUUUCGGCUACCAGCCCGACUUCAACAUGUCGCACGUUGCAGACCUGCAGUAUGUGAAGUGCAUGGCUCUCGGCCCGUCCGAGACCUCCCGCGCUCUUCGCCAGGAGGCCAACUUCUACCUAUCCAACAAGGACUGGGUCGACAAGGCCGACGGGGAAACGAUCCCGGACGGCCAUUCCGCCCGCCGGUUCGCCGCGUACCGGGGAGCAAAGCGCGCCGCCCUGCAGCAGGUCCUCACGCAUUUCAACAACGACGAGAACAUCGCCCUCGCCAACGCCUUCCGUCGGCUCGUCCUGCCCAUCCCGAUCCGCGAGCGCGAGCGUGCCGAGGAAGAGGCCCGAAAGCAGAUCGUCUACAAACCUCUGGCCCUCAUGCAGCCUCCUUCGGGAGAGAAGCUCGACCCGCUCGGGUUUGUGUAUUGGCACUCGCACCUGCUGGCGAACCACGCCAAACGGGCCGAGCGAGCCCGUCCCUUGGUCGAAAGGGGGCAUCGGGAGCGCAUGAAAGGCAGCAUGCAAGACGGCGAACCCGUGACGCUGCCGUCCGCCAACUUCCUGGGUCCUUAUAAGCCCAGCUACCUGGCCGGCCAGGAGGAAACGCAGCUCGCGCUCCUCAAGAAGCUGAAGGGCAUCCGCGACCUCCUGAAAACCGCGCAGCGGCGGGCGCCGCGGGAGCUUCUCGAGCAAGUCCUCGCCCACUGGGACAUGGGCACCAAGAUGGAGGAACCCAAGGACAAAGCGGUCACGGACGAGCUUCGGCGACAAAGCGAAGUGCUGAAGGAACGGGGCGAGGCAAGAGAACACAAGGAGAUUUCGGAGCGGGACCUGUACUGGAUGCGCUUCCUCGCCGGACCGUCGACCAACGAUGCGCUCCUGGACGAGUCGAGGGCCUACGUACCCGAGAACCGCCGGAUGGAGGUCUUUGCCGAGCGGAUACAGGCCUUGCUGGCCGAUCCCUGGUCGGGGGGCGUGCUGGCGAAUGCCAACGUGCGACGCAGCGUCGCGGAGAUGAAGAAGGCCGUGAAUACGAUCGGCACCCACGGCGGUACCAAGCCCGAUAUGAUCUACUUUGUGGCCCAGGAGGUCGUGUACCACGGCAAGCUCCUUGCCGAUGCCGGGCGCCUGGGCUUUCGUCAGAAGGGCGACGAGGUGACCUUCUCUCGCCCCAAGUACAAGUAUCACCCGGAGAUGCGCAUCGACUGGUACUCGUUCAAGUGCCCCAAGUCCCCUGAUCUCGACACGCUGCCGCCGCCCGCGACGACCCCGCCCCUGGGCUGGGAGACCGCCAUUGCCGUGGCGAAGCACGAGAAGGAGGUUCUGAAAAAGGACGGCGAUGCCGCCACAAAGGGCCCCAGCUCGGCCGAGGUGACAGCACUAGCCUUCAAGAUCGUCGCCUGGCGCAUGGGCGCCGCAGAGGCCGAAGCACGCCGCACCAUCAACGAAACGUACGAAAGGCUCGUCAUGGAGGGCGCCGGCGGCGGCGGCGGAUCGACCUUCACCGCCGCCGUCGACUCCCACCGCCUCCAACUCUACGACAUGCAAGACGUCUGGACGGACGAGGUCUUCUGCGAGCGCGCCGAGAGCGGCGGGCCCCCCGUCAAGUACGCCGCCGUCGCGCGGGCGGCCUACCCGGCCCUGUUCCGGGGGACGGACAAGCUGCCGCUCCGGGGGGACGUGCACCACGGCGAGGCGGUCGAGACCGUGCGGGCCGGUCUGAUCCGCGAGCUCAGCGAGGCGAAGAACAUGCUCUGGCCGGCACGCCAGCGGUUUCGGCCGGGAGAGAAGACGGUGAUGACGCUCCAGCGAGAGCCCGUUUGGGAGUGGGCCAGGCCCGGGUGGCGAGGCAUGCGCCGCGCGCCGAGACGGUGGUUUAGCUUGGAUCGGUGGCCGCUUCACCUGCAGAGUCCUGGGCGGCGGGAGGAGAUACUCAAGGAGUCGGAGACGCGGUCGCCUCUCGACGCGGAUGUCGUGGUGUCUGCAUCUGGUGAAGCGUCGGUGUCGAUGUCGGUGCCGACGGAGGGUCACGGCGCGGGGCAUUCUGGUGGCAGCAUGUCGGUGGCAACGACGAUGACGAAGCAAACCCCGGCGGGCGACGACGUCCAGGUCCCAUUCGCGGGAAUGGAUGGGCCCCUGACGCAGACCAUUCAGGAGGUGAAGAAAACCGUCCAUGGCAAGAGGCGGCGGUCAAGCAGUGCUCAGAGUGACGAGGAUUCCGAUUUGGGCCAGCCGAUCCGGAAUGUCUUGAAGCCGUCAGGUGCCUUUGAGCCUGGCAGGACGGGUACCCUACUCGCGGACACGCCGCGGAAAAAGGCGGCCAUUGAAGAUGCGACUGUUCCGCUUGGACAACCCGAAGACGACAAAGGCCCCGGAACCACCUCCUGGGCUACCAGCAUCUGGAACCCCUUCAGACAAUCCAGGGAGACGCAGCCUCGACGACCACCCGGCUACGUCGGCGGCCCCGCCAUACAACUACCGGCGGCCCUGCCGUUCGAAGUGCCGAAGAGCGUGCCCCGUUCCGUCGCGUCCGAGUGGCCGCUGGACGUACCCGGGUCGGACGAAGAGGAGCAGGAUGGGGCGGAAGACGGAGGCGGACCGGCCAAGAAAAAGGUCCGACUCCUGGUGGGGGCAAAGGCAAAAUCGGCCAAGGCCAAGAGGGAGGACAAGAAGUGGAAUGUGCAGAAGGUGACGGGCAUGUGGCGUCGUCGGCAGUAUUCUAAACACGUCGCCAACCUGUUGGGCCAUGAUGAUCUUGGAAACGCUAUCAUGUUGGCCCUUUCGGGGAGUCGUGAUGACUGGCUCGGAAAGAGAGACCGAGAGAAAGCAAGAGAGAGCAGCCUCGAGGAAGAGGGUCUGGGGGACUCUGUUGUGACUUUUGACGUUGUCGGCGCUGGCGUUUCCGCCGAUUUGAUUGAGCGGACUGCGGACUUUGACCCAAAUGGCAAGGAUGAAGACCCCCCCCGUCUCACUCACCUAACCCACCACCUUCAAGCACCUCCAAAAAUGGGGAUUGACAUGCAUGCUCACCUUCUCCAACACAUCCCCAGUUUGCCCACCAUGACGACCACAAUGUCUACUAUCCCCCCAACAAUGAAAAGCCUCGCCGCGCCGGAGGCAUGCGGGCCUGAAAAAUACAAAGUCCUCCAACUCCCCGUCCCGGCCAUCACCCACCCCAAACACGUCCUCGUCCGCACAUACGCCGGCGCGAUCGUCAUUGGCGACUGCCAAAUGGUUAGCGGCCAGGUCCCCGUCGGUCCGAAACCCGACUUCCCGGCCAAGCUGGGCAUCCAGGGCGCCGGCGUCGUGGCCGCCGUGGGGUCCGACGUCACCGCCUUCAAAGUAGGCGACGCCGUCUACGGCCACGGCUUCACCCGGCCCCUCCUCGCCGACCCCCUUCCCGGUUUCUGCUCCGAGUACGCCCUCACCAAAGAGCACUGCCUGCUCCCCAAACCGCCACACCUCUCCUUCGAGGACGCCGCCGCCCAGCCCGCCGCCGCCGUCGCCGCCUACCAGGCCUUCCGCAGGGGCAUGGCCAUGGCCGGCUGGGACAGCCUCGAAGGGAAAACCGUCUACGUCCCGGCCGCCCUCAGCGUUACGGGGUCCGCCGCCAUCUAUGUUGCUAAGAAUCUCCUCGGCGCGGAACGCGUCAUCUCCACCGUCUCGACCCCGAAACUGUCCCUCGUCGACGAGCUGCUACCAUCUCCCAACCCCCACGACGGCGGUCCCCUUGUCGACCAGGUCAUCGACUACACCGCCCCCGGGAAACUCACCGACCACGUCGCCCCGGGCAGCGUCGACAUCAUGCUGAACACCCAGUUCGACGCCCUGCGACCGGGCAUCCCGCUCGUGAACCCCGCGACGGGCGUCAUCGUGUCGCUGGCCAGCAUGCCCACGGCCGAUACCCUGGCCGGCCUCGUGGGGGGUCCGGACCGGGUGCCUUUCUGGAUGAAGUGGAUCCUCGGCCUGGCCCAGUACUGGUACGCUUUCCUGCUGCGGGGGACGAACAUCCACUACGCCGCCGUGUCGGGCAACCCGGAGAUCAAGGAGGAUCUCGACGUCAUCGGCGAGGCCAUCGCUCGGGGCAAGAUCAAAUCCGUUAAGCGCGUGGUGGACCUUGCGGAUGUUGAGGGGUGUGACAUACAUCAUCUAUGGGUGGUAUGUGUCGCGCCCCCCCCCGUCCUCGUCUCUGGCCUCCCCGUAUUUAUGUCCAUGAAGUUCAGUUCAACCCACGCUCAACCCGCGCUCAACCAUCACAACCCAGACUUACGACUUAAUUCACACCUGUCGCGAACUUCUUCCCCCAAUCGCCUACCAUUGGCCACCCAACAAACAAAUAAAAAAGAGACCGCACCACCAUCAUCCGGCACAAUGGUCAAGCGCAAGCGAUCCUGUUCCGAGCUCUCCUCCUCCACCUCAUGCUUCUCUUCGCCCUCCCGCCCCGACAGAAUGGUGACAGACUCCUCCCCCGUCUCACCCGUCGUCGCCAUGUCUUCACGCUACUUCACUCCCCCCCACCUCCCCAGCCGCACCAUGAAGCGCGUCCGCGACAACCGACCCUCAGAAGAGGAGAUUCACGAGCGCACUCUCAACAUGCUAUUCUCCGCCCAGCGGCCACGACAGCCCGACUAUCCCACCGCCGUCGGCCCUCCUUCUCCUUCUCCUUCUCCCACCCCUGAGAUGUCUCACACCCACCACCCGACGACAACGCGACCUACACAACGAUCAUUGCACAGCUUCUGGCGCAUCAAUUCCACCCCCAGGCCCAGCGUAUCGUCUCCAGAGCCCCACGUCGACCCCUACUCGCUUUCAUCCGGAACAAAUUGCGAGGACUGCGGUGCCGGUCUCGGCUUGUCCGGGGACUGUGACGGUGGCGCUGCUGCGAUGGACGUCGACGGGUACGGAUACGGAUACGGGGUCGAGGCCGAUUGCACGUGCUCGGCCUGCGGAAAACGCGUGUGCUCGCAUUGCUCCGUUACGAAUCUGGGGCAGCAGAGGAGAUGCCUGCGCUGUGCUGGUCCGAAAGUCGGCCGUGCUGGUCUGCCGUGGUCUUCAUCUGUCUCUUCGUCUGUUUGGUGA
Molecule: messenger RNA, 6978 nt
Organism: Sodiomyces alkalinus F11
Lineage: Eukaryota; Fungi; Ascomycota; Sordariomycetes; Glomerellales; Plectosphaerellaceae
Exons: 11
Coding region: 1-6978 (2325 amino acids)
Molecular function (GO): oxidoreductase activity
Source: RefSeq, a predicted model, not a curated record